GCUUCAAUUAACUCAUGAUUUCAAUUAUGUUUAUUAAAAGUAAGAAUGUAUCUUUCCACCAAAUUAACUUUUCACAUAUGGGCAGUAAAAGAUAUCAAAACAGAACAUAUUAUUCAAAGACAAAACAAUUCACCACUUCAGUAUGAAAUACUAGUCAAUAACAUCUGUCAUUCCAUUUCAUAAUUAACCUGGCCAACACUAGAAUCAACCACUACAUCACUGUUAUUCAACAAAGCAAGAAUAUCGACAUUUGUAGAAUAUGAUGUAUUCAUUGUAUUUUAUUGGUUUCAUUAGCACAUCAUUAAUUAGAUAUAAAGCAUAAUGUAGAUUUUAUGAAUUCAUCUAAAGUUAUCAAUAAACAGUCAAAUUGCACGCCAUUUAAAAUUUGCAGAAGUUAUGCCAAUUAAAAGACUUAUUCAGGAUAUUUGUAUUCAAAAAGAAUCAGCAGUUAACUUUCAUCUGGCAUGGUAGAAUUUCGACCGCUUUUUUCAAUCCAAUAUAACCAUAAUUCAAUGGAACUGAAUAUUGUACAGUGUCGAAUUCAUCUAAUCUGAGAGAAGCAAUUGUACGAAUGAUAUAUGAUCGUGAAGAUAAUACACCUUUAUUAUUUGCUGCCCCAGUACUUCACUUAAAUGAAACGAAAUUACCUUCAUUCUAUGGUGGAUGUAGACCAGAGAAUUUACCAAGUGAUUUUCGUGAACGUGCAUCAAGAGCUGUAUUUAAUAAAGAAAUCGAUUACAAAGAACCUGAAUUACCUGUUAUCAUUGAAUUAAUAUGUAACAUAUGUAAUAAAAACAAUUGGUGUGGUGAUCGAUUCACAUGUGUUAUAUGUCCUAGAGUUGUAUUAUGCCCUGAUUGUUUUAAAAAGAACCAUCACUCAGAACAUCCAAUGUUGAUUACUAGAGAUAAUGCAGAAUUUCCAUGUCCAGUAUUACAAGCAGUUAAAAUUGUCGCUUCAGAUGUUACUGUAGAAGAUUCUAGUGAUGAAGAAGAUGAACAAUCAGACUUAUCUGAUCCUAGAACAUCAUCAUCUACCACUGCAAAUGAUUCUGAUGAUAUUUACAAAACAAUUGAUGCACUUCGUGAAAUGGGUUUUAAACAGAAAACUAGUGAAUUAGUUGAAUUAGUCAUAAAAGAACGUGGUAAUUUACAGACAAUUGUUGAAAAGUUAGCUAAUUAAAAAUCGGUGUUCUCAAUGUUUUCCAGAGUCAUCAAUCAUCAAUUCCCGUUUCGGUAGAUAUCAUUGAUUAUUAUGGUUCUACCAAAAUUGGUUUAUAUAAUAACAAAUUAAAUGAUGUUCUUGUUUUUAUUCUUCUUUUAUAUACUUAUUUCAAACUUUCCAUAUUUUGAGCAUUUUACUUUUUACUACUUAUUAGUAAGCUGAAAUGGUUUUCAAAAAUGUUAGGUUGUAUGUGCCUUCUAUGGUUCAACUGUCAGUAGAUCGUGACUCACUAAAUUUGUAUUCAUAGACUCCUAACAGUACGAUCGUUCCCAAAGAGAAGGGUUAUGUCCCGAGAAUAAUAGAUCGGACAAUUCGGAAUUUUUUACAAAAUCAAAAUUCUUUUUGAACACUUCACAUGAAAAAUUGUAAUAAAAAAUAGAUUUUUUAACAGUGAGUAAAAUAAAAUACCAUGUUUAACCAUCAGACUAGUAAAACUAGAAAAAU
Messenger RNA from Schistosoma rodhaini, 1666 nucleotides. The record is from the annotation of a GenBank genome assembly. NCBI's taxonomy places the organism in Eukaryota, Metazoa, Platyhelminthes, Trematoda, Strigeidida, Schistosomatidae.